CGGGUAUGACGUCACCGGGGUCUUUCCUCGUGCGGCUCCGUGAGGGUCACGCAGUCGGGCUGAUCUCUGCUGUUAUUAUUAUUAUUAUUGUUGUUUCUCGGCUCUGAUAUCGUGUCUCUCGUCAUGAUGGGCGGCAGCAGCAGCAGGAUCGCGGCUGGUUUGGGCGCGGCGCUGUUCGUCGGUUACUGCAUUUAUUUCGACAGAAAGAGACGGAGUGACCCGAACUACAAGAACAAACUACGAGAACGAAGAAAAAAGCAGAAGGCGGUUCAGGAGACAGCUGGAUUAUCAAGGUUACCAGACCUGAAAGACGCUGAAGCCGUUCAGAAGUUCUUCCUCGAGGAGAUUCAGCUGGGAGAAGAGCUGCUGGCGCAGGGUGACUAUGAGAAAGGCGUGGAUCAUCUGACGAAUGCGAUCGCGGUGUGCGGUCAGCCGCAGCAGCUCCUGCAGGUCCUGCAGCAAACGCUUCCUCCUCCAGUCUUCCAGAUGCUCCUCACUAAACUGCCCACCAUCAGCCAGCGUAUCGUGAGUGCUCAGAGCGUCAGUGACGACGACAUCGAGUAGAAGACCUCCAGCAGCUCUGUGACAUCACUUCCUGUCUGCGUCGAAUCAGUCAGUCGCUCUGUCCCGCCCCUUUCCAUCCAGUUCUCAACACUGAACGCACUGAUUCUGAUUUAAAGCGUUUGGGAUCAAACGUCAUAGAGUUUUGUUUUGAAUCUGAGCUUCUGAGUUUGUCCUGUUGAAGUUGACGUGAGUUUUAGUGUAUUUGAAUGACAGAAAACAAACCGAACAAGGCAUUUUUGGGUUCACAAAAUCAUGAAACAUGCAAGACGUAAUUAAACGUGUCGCCGCAGAGGCUCAUAGAUGGGAUCUUUACAGUGUCCUUCAUCUCUCAUUGACUAAUGUUAAAAAGCAAGCCGAUUGAAGAAGGACGUGCUGCUGUGUUCAUGUUUUUAAGUUGUUUUUAAAGGCUGCGAGACGUCUAAUGUGGUAUUGUGGGAUAUGAAGCAUGUUUAAAGGUGCUCCGUUUCAAGUAGGGGAGAGUUUCCUCUUUUUUAAAAUCCAAAAUAAAUAAAACAUUCA
Messenger RNA from Sinocyclocheilus anshuiensis, 1083 nucleotides. Its product is annotated as mitochondrial import receptor subunit TOM20 homolog B. Gene Ontology annotation, molecular function: transmembrane protein transporter activity. Bases 124 to 564 code for a protein of 146 amino acids. The record is from RefSeq and is a predicted model, not a curated record. Gene Ontology annotation, biological process: protein import into mitochondrial matrix; intracellular protein transport; tRNA import into mitochondrion. Gene Ontology annotation, cellular component: mitochondrial outer membrane translocase complex. The transcript is spliced from 5 exons. NCBI's taxonomy places the organism in Eukaryota, Metazoa, Chordata, Actinopteri, Cypriniformes, Cyprinidae.